Molecule: messenger RNA, 4075 nt
Organism: Leptidea sinapis
Lineage: Eukaryota; Metazoa; Arthropoda; Insecta; Lepidoptera; Pieridae
Product: protein rolling stone-like
Exons: 4
Coding region: 122-952 (276 amino acids)
Cellular component (GO): membrane
Source: RefSeq, a predicted model, not a curated record
CAAUAGUGAUAAGUUGGAAUAAUUGUUAUCAGAUACAUAAUCAGAGAUAAAGGUCUCUUAUUUCAUACUCGAUAACGAUUCGUGCAGUUUUGUGAAUAGUUGCUCAGGCUCAAGACUGGAAAUGGGUGGUGCGAAAUACUUCAAGGACCAAUUUCAGAUACAGAAGUUUAAGUUAGAAUGUGGCGAUUGUUCGGACUUUUACUUAGGUUGUUUCCAGAAAAAUCGCUCUUGUAUACCACUACUGUUGAUUCGUGCGAUAUUAUUUUUUGGAUCACUGGCAAUAGUGAUUGCUUCCCUGGUGAUUCAAAUACAAGCUGAUGUGGGGGAUUAUUGGCUUGUAUAUUUAACACAUUGGGGGAUACUUUUAAUGAUGAUUGCUUGUGGAUUCGGAUUUGCAGUGUCUUUAAGAGCAUAUUUUGGAGGGCCGAUUGACGCGACAUUUGGAUUACCGUGGUAUAUUGUGACGUACUGGAUAUUGUACAAUAUAGCCACCCCAAUAGCCUUAUUCAUCACUCUGUUUUACUGGGCCAUCUUAUAUCCAAUAAUAAAAAAUAAUGAUGAUGAAGCAGCCGAACUGGAUUUGGCGUUGGAUCCAGUGUUGGAUAUAUUCAUUCACGCGAUCAACAGCGUUGUGAUGGUGAUACUACUGCUCACUUCACGUCACCCUUCCCAUAUUCUUCACUUCUACUUCCCCUUCUUCUUUGGAGUAUUAUACAUGGUCUUCAGUAUAAUUUAUUACAUUGUCGGAGGCACUGAUCCAUAUGGCAAUCUAUAUGUUUAUCCUGUCCUAGACUGGAGUGAGCCUGGAGCGGCCACCAUCACCAUAGCAGUGUGUUCCAUAUUGAUUAUUCUGAUACACGCAUUAGUUUCAGCUUUGAUGCUGGCCAGAAACUCUCUCGGAAAAUUGUACAGAAAAGACCAAUCAUUGGAAAUAUCAAAUGGAUUUCCAUAGAAAGCAAUUCACAUGAUAAUAAUUUUUAUUGUAUUUUAUAGUAUCUAACUACAACAAUUGUACCACUGCCAGAGUAUAUUGUAUUUUAAUGAAACCAUUUAAGUAAGGGAAACUCAGAACCUGAGACGUACGGUUUUCAGUUUUUCCGCUACACGUUUUAGUUAUUGCAUUAGAAUAGUAUAUUACCUGAGAGUUAGGAUUGGUCACCGCUGCGCUCCAACUAGAUACCGCACUACCUAAGAACAAUAGCUUUAUUAUUACGGCAACUAUUAGAUGCUUGUGUGCGUGGCAUCUUGACACUUUCAAAUUUUGUAACAUACGGUUUAUGUUAUUUUACAUUGAAAUUAAUAAAAUGAAAUUAAUGAAAUGUGAAACUUAAUGAACGUUAAAUUUAUUCGAAACGACAGCUCUCUGCAAAGCGAAGAAUUCGACAAUUACUUAGGUAGUAUUUCUUUCACGGCACUGAAUACGGAAUAGUCAAAAUAUCAAUCAGUUCUUCCAAAUCACUACGAUCUUAUAAAAAUAAAUAUUCUUAUUUAACUUGUUGCAAGCCUGUAUUUUUUUUAUGAAAUAGGAGGACAAACGAGCGUACGGCUCACCUGGUGUUAAGUGAUCACCGCCGCCCACAUUCUCUUGCAACACCAUAGGAAUCACAGGAGCGUUGCCGGCCUUUAAGGAAGGUGUACGCGCUUUUUUUGAAGGUGUGGUGUCGUGCCGGACUCGUCCCCUGUAUUAUUAUUAUUCUUUUGGCGCGUUUGAGAAAAAUUAUCAGAGUGAAUUUUUACGAUACGCGCGCACACCGUCACGCAAAUCCAACAUCAUGAAGUUAGCUGGUCAACUAGACCAUUUGUUUCAUACUUCAGCUACCAUAAACCCUUGUAACUCAUAACAUGUCUACUGAACCCCAACUAAUGGACGGGAAUAAAAUAAAUUAAUUAAAAUAUCUUAUACAUAAGUUGUGAAAUGAAAAAAUAUUUUUUUGCUAAUCGUAUAAAAUAAUUUAAUUAUACAUAAUAUCUCCAUUAACUUAAUAUAAAUAAAUCCAGUGUCCUGAUGUUCGUUUCCAGUGAAGUCCUAAACUAAUGAACGGAUUUAUAUGGGGAUUAAUUUACAUCAUGGAGUGCAUUUUAGUCCAACUUAAGAGAUAAGAUAGUUUUUAUUUCGAUUUGGGACCCUUAAUUAUUUUUAUUUCCAAUAUUUUUUUUGUAUUAAUUUUCUAUGAGAGAAUUUAUGGACGCACGGUUUGACAGUUCUGCUGUGAAACACUUUCAUUACAACAAUAAUUUUACGAAAUAUUAUUGACAAAUUAAUGAAAAACAGUAUUUUUAACUACUUAGGUACAGAACAACGUCUGUCGGGUUAGCUAGUUACAAUAUCUUUGAUGAUUGAUAUGAACAUUCUUAUGUGUUAUUUAUUUAUCUAUCGAUGGAUAUCAACAUUGAAAAAUGAAUUCUAAUUCUAAUUCUAGUGUUUGUAGAAUUUUAAUUAAAAGCCUGAGGGCUGAACUUAAUGUUUUUUUAAAUACUUAUUUAUAUCACACUUAAACGAUAAGAUAUUUAUUUAUGGGCAGCAAUCAAGACUCAUAUGUCAUAAAGGAUGAGGCUAAACAGCGGGCUUUUGUACCUACUUCAGUUAUUUAACACAUAGUAUAUGAUAAAUGUCUAUCUAUAUAUAUAUAUAAAUGAAUGUUUGUCUGUAUGUCCUAUAUACUAUGCAUUUGAUCUUCAGCAGUGUUGUGCAUAAGCCCACGAAGGUUUCUGAGUAUUUUUUUUAAAUGAACAAAAUCAAUAAAAUUAUUAAAAAUAUAUUUGUCAAUAGUCUUUCCUUCAAAUUUAUUUUAGUUAGUGACAUAGCAACGCGCGCAGUAGUUUAUAAUAGUACAGCUAGUUUAUAAUAUUUGGCAUUCCUAUUUCCUUUCCAUAUCUUUGAGUUCUAACUUUAAAUGUAUUUCGUUAAUAUUCAAAUCUCAGCCCCCUAGUGGUAAACGGAUAUUUUACUUUUAGAGGGUUCGACGGUUAAAGGUAUUAUUACGUUUUGUUUUUGAAUGUUAAGUUUGAAGUCUGUCCGUUAUUUUUUCGAUAUGAUGACAGACAGAAGUACAGAUAAAACCCUGAUGAUUAUGAAAAGAAAUAAAAAAAUGCGUGAAUAAUAAUAUAUUUAGCUGUUCUUAGCCUAGUAAUUCUGUUAUUUAUUUUAUUACCAUUAAUAAUUAUAACCCAACUACAGGCAAGCAAAAAGGAGGGUAGAUAGAUUUUGACACGUAUUUUAUAUGUGGGUAUAUUAGUAUAUAUGUUUAUCUGUUUCCUCAUAGCUUCUAAAUUACUUCUCAAAAUUUGCCGUUACAUGAGUAAAUUACCGUUUAUUUGCUUAAAGGGUAUUGUUGGUGUGGUACAAGCGGAGUUAGGUUACCUCUCUCGCACAAGAUCGCCAUAGUUUUAAUUCAGAAUUAGAAGAAUUGUUAAUUUAUUACAAACAUAAUACAACUUUCUUUACAAAACUAUCUCAUGUUAAAUAAUAGGUGGUGCACAAAUAAUAAAUUUUCGUACAAUUUUACCUAGAUUGAAUGAUUAGUAUGGCAGUAACUGUAAGAGUUAGGAAGGGGUUUUUGGCAAUUUUUUUUCGCACUGUCUAUAAAAAAUAGAAAUGUAAAGAAAAAAUAAGUUUUUUUCUUAUAUUCUGUAGAUAUACCUAGUCUUGCUAUAAAUACUGAAACAAAGAAAAAAAAAUUAUAUUGCAAAUAACAUAUAUUACUUCUUUUGUAAUGCAAUCACAGCGAUUCGGGUCUCUUUAUUACCCCACUCCAUUUUAAUAUAGCAAAAUAUUGUAAAAUUUAUUGGCGCCAAAAUGAGAAAACUUAGUGAACAAUCAUAUGACAGAUUCCAAAUUCAAAUGUAAUAUUUUGUUUAUUUUUUAUUGUAACAGUAUUUAUGGCCAGACUAAGUAUUUAAGCAAAUAUGUAUAUUAUUAGAAUACACACUCAUUAAAAUGCACACCAAUCAAACGGAAUAUUUUAUAAUGAUUGCUGUCUACUGAAAACAAUGUUCCUAUUAUUAAGUUUAUAAUUUAAAACGCAAUUUCUAAAUUUACGUACAUAAUUCAUUUAUAAUAAAAUAAUAGUGAUAA